This is a messenger RNA of Tripterygium wilfordii, 1094 nucleotides long. RefSeq names its product glutathione S-transferase L3-like. The record is from RefSeq and is a predicted model, not a curated record. Gene Ontology annotation, molecular function: glutathione transferase activity. The transcript is spliced from 9 exons. Bases 128 to 835 code for a protein of 235 amino acids. NCBI's taxonomy places the organism in Eukaryota, Viridiplantae, Streptophyta, Magnoliopsida, Celastrales, Celastraceae.
UUGAAAAAAGUUGUAGGGUCCCUCUAUAAUUAGAGCCAAAUCGCCCGCUACAUUGCAUCUCAGACGAUCGCUUCUCUCUCUAGUAAUCUCUUCCCAGCACCAGUGACCAGACGACCCACUGCCGACAAUGGCUUCUGCAGACGUGAGCAAGAUUCUUCCUAAACCUUUGGAUUCGUCUUCGCCACAGCCUCCCCUCUUUGAUGGAACUACAAGGUUGUAUACCAAUUACUCGUGCCCGUAUGCACAGCGAACUUGGAUAAUCAGAGACUACAAAGGGUUGCAAGAGAAAAUUGAGUUGGUUCCUCUAAACCUCCAAGACAGACCUGCUUGGUACAAGGAGAAAGUGUACCCUGUCAAUAAGGUGCCAGCAUUGGAACACAAUGGAAAAGUCAUUGGAGAGAGUAUAGAUUUGCUGAAAUACAUUGACAGCAAUUUUGAAGGACCUAAGCUCUUCCCUGAGGAUCCUGCGAAGAAAGAGUUUGGGGAAGAGCUGUUAUCCUACACUGAUAAAAUAAACAAAGAUGUGUUCACUGCAUUCAGGGGAGACCCAGUAAAAGAAUCUGCUGCUUCUUUCGAUUACUUGGAAAAUGCUCUUCACAAAUUUGAGGAUGGUCCAUUCUUCCUUGGCCAAUUGAGUCUGGUGGAUAUAGCCUACAUAACAUUUGUGGAGAGAUUUGACAUCGUGCUUAGAACCGUAUUCGAUUAUGAUUUUACUUCUGGGAGGCCUAAACUUGGUGUGUGGUUCGAGGAGUUGAACAAGAUCGAUGUCUACAAGGCAACAAAGAUUGAUCCAAAAGAGUUCCUUGAAUUUUAUGAGAAGAGGCUCAAGGCAUGAGUGUCCUAGGGAAGUUCUGAUUUUCUCAUAUGACCAUCUUUGAUAUCCAUUGCAGAUGUUGUGCUCAAGUAGUGUGUUUUAAAAGCUCUUGUUUAUGUUCAAUCGGGGCUUCAUAUCAAUCAUAAAUAAAAUCAUUAUAAGCAUAAAUAAAAUCAUUAUAAGCAUAAAUAUGUAUGCAAAAAAAUAUAAUUUGUGGUUUUGUUUUGUAAGUUACCCUAAUAUAUAGUUAUCUAGUAAAAGUAAGUUUUUGGACUGUAAA